AGCACUACCACACUCAAGUCGAACCGUAACCGUAACCGCCAGCAAGGUAAGCACUAUUCCUCUGCAUAUGGACCCAUUCAUGACACUGCAAAUCUUGAUCUAUCUGCUAACAAAGUCGUUUUCUUUUAUGAUGGACAGACAAGGCGCGAGCUGUGCCAUUGCCGCGUUUAUUUGUCUCCAAUGGCGUGCGAUACAUACUAGCUAUCUCGCUACCUGCCACAUUCAUAAACAAUACAACCAGCAGCGAACAACACAGGGAUGUGUACAGAACAUAUGUUACAUUACUAGACUACAACACGCGUUCUACAAAAUAAUAAAGAAAAAGUAAUGUGUCAAGGUAGGGAGGGGAAGGAAUACAAUAGUUGCCAUAUAUCACAAAAAGACCAAAAACAAAGACGCUAAAAAAAAAAGUCGAUAAAGUAACGCCCCUCUUAAAAAAGUGUUCA
This is a messenger RNA of Gamsiella multidivaricata, 446 nucleotides long. RefSeq lists its product as uncharacterized. The record is from RefSeq and is a predicted model, not a curated record. Lineage: Eukaryota; Fungi; Mortierellomycota; Mortierellomycetes; Mortierellales; Mortierellaceae. The coding region runs from base 68 to 328 and encodes 86 amino acids. The transcript has a single exon.